AUGGAGAACGAGAAGGGAGAGAUCGUCGAUCUCUACGUGCCCCGCAAGUGCAGCGCCACCAACCGCAUCAUCAAGGCCAACGACCACGCCUCUGUCCAGAUCUCCGUCGGCAAGGUUGACGAGAACGGCCGCUACACCGGCGAGAACCAGACCUACGCCAUGUGCGGUUUCAUCCGUGCCCGCGGUGAGAGCGACGACUCCCUCAACCGCCUCGCCCAGCGUGACGGUUACCUCAAGAACGUGUGGACCGCCUCCCGCCAGCGCUAA
Molecule: messenger RNA, 267 nt
Organism: Penicillium cataractarum
Lineage: Eukaryota; Fungi; Ascomycota; Eurotiomycetes; Eurotiales; Aspergillaceae
Gene: rps21
Product: 40S ribosomal protein eS21
Exons: 2
Coding region: 1-267 (88 amino acids)
Biological process (GO): translation; endonucleolytic cleavage in ITS1 to separate SSU-rRNA from 5.8S rRNA and LSU-rRNA from tricistronic rRNA transcript (SSU-rRNA, 5.8S rRNA, LSU-rRNA); endonucleolytic cleavage to generate mature 3'-end of SSU-rRNA from (SSU-rRNA, 5.8S rRNA, LSU-rRNA)
Cellular component (GO): ribosome; cytosolic small ribosomal subunit
Molecular function (GO): structural constituent of ribosome
Source: RefSeq, a predicted model, not a curated record